AUGUCCUCGCUGUUCCUUGAGCCACUGGCUCAGGUCAGCCUCCCAACAGUUUGUUUGGUCGUCCUCCUCGUUGCCUACGUUGCCCUCUCCUUCACCGAAUUGAGCCUCCUCCGAAAGUCCUACGCGACAUUCAGCCAUCUUGUCACCUUCGCCUAUUCUUGCUUCCUGAAGCCCCAUUCUGGAGAUGGCACCGGGAACCAGCAAGAUGCUCUGGAGAGCUUCUACAAGUCCCAGGCGAGCAUCUACGACAUCACCCGGAGCAAAUUACUCCAAGGAAGAGAAGAUAUGCUAGCUCUGGUGGCCGCACAAGUCAAAUACAGAUGUGAAGCGGGCCAGAUUCGUCAAAAGCCCAUCUGGGUCGACAUCGGAGGUGGCACGGGAUGGAACAUUGAACAGAUGCAAAGCCAACUGGAUGUCCCCACCUACUUCCAUGCCAUCUAUCUCGUCGACCUCAGCACUUCUCUCUGUGAGAUUGCUCGUCAACGCUUCCAACGCCUGGGCUGGAAGAACGUUCACGUGAUAUGUCAGGACGCUCGCACUUUCAACUUGGCCGACUACGAAUCGGGCGUGGAGGAGUCGAGGCGGGAUUUCAGCAUUGGACAAUCCGCAUACGACGAAGACGCCAAAGACUCCGUCGGCGCCGAUCUCCUGACCAUGUCCUACAGUCUGAGCAUGAUUCCAGAGUUCCACUCCGCAGUCGACAGCAUCACCAAUCUGCUCGCCGCGGAUGGCAUCGUCGGUGUCGUCGACUUCUACGUUCAGAACCAAAUCGAAUUCCAGAGCCGCAACUACAUCGGCGGCGCCAUUGACAGACAUUGCAUGUGGAUCAGCCGCGUGUUCUGGCGCACGUGGUUCGAACUCGACCGAGUCAACUUGGAAUCUGCUCGACGGGAUUACAUCGAGUACAAGUUCGGAACCAUCUUGAGCACCAACAAGCGAUGUCGCCUGCUCGGACUCCGCAUCCCUUACUACAUCUUUGUUGGCUGCUCCCGAGGAACCAGCAGCUCUAUGCAUCACGUGGAGGCUCUGGACGCCGCGGUGACUGAGAGUCCGUUCAUCUCUGCGCUGGACGUCCACGCCAAGAGUGUCAACCCCCCGAAGCCGCGUCGGAGUUCGAGCACGGAGCGCAGGAGCAAGGCUUACGAUACGGCUGUGGUCAAUCUGGCAGCUAGCUUGCCACUGCCGGCAGCAUACUACCAAAACAACAAGACUCGAAUCUACUAUGACGAUACGCUACCCAAGCAUCGCCAGUUCAAGGACGAGUACAUCUAUGCCUUCACCUGGGAGGACUCGAGGGUGGACUCGCGGCUGCUGAAGAUCACGGGCGAUGAUGUGAUCCUGGCCAUUACCAGUGCGGGCGACAACAUCUUGAGCUACUGUUUGGAGCGGCCCAAGCGCGUCCACGCCGUCGACCUUAACCCGGCUCAAAAUCACUUGCUGGAGCUCAAAGUAGCUGCCUUCAAGGCCCUUGACCAGGAGGAUAUGUGGAAAAUCUUUGGCGAAGGCAAGCACGAGAACUUCCAACAACUUCUCCUCACCAACUUGUCGCCGCAUUUGUCAAGCCAAGCUUUCGACUACUGGCUGCACGUGGGCCAGUCGACCUUUAGCCCUGGCGGAAAAGGUCUGUACUUCACGGGUGGCAGCAGACAUGCCCUCCGCCUCAUCUCAUGGCUCGGAAAAGCGCUCGGGAUCCGCAAGGAUAUGUCCCGGCUGUCAGAGGCGCAGACGAUGAACGAGCAGCGCGAGAUCUGGUCGAAGCGAGUCCGCCGGGUCCUUCUCUCCCAGCUACUGGCUUAUUUCGUCAUUGGAUCCGAGCGCUUCUUGUGGAAGGCGUUGGGCGUGCCGAGUGAGCAAAGAGCGAUGAUUGAGAACGACUACCAGCAACAACUUCAGCUGGCAAAGGGCGCGAAGGCAACCGCCGACGGGAAGCAUCAGAGUGGCUUGGACAACACUGGCAGCAUCAGUGCUCUCAAGAGCGGCCAUGCCAUUUGGAAUUACGGCGUGCAAACUCUGGAUCCGGUCGUCAAUCACACGCUCGUGAGCGAAGAUAACCACUAUUACCUCGUGUGUCUGUUGGGCAAAUACACAAAGAAAUGCCACCCAACCUAUCUCGGCGCAAAGGCGCACGCCAAACUCUCCCAACCAGGCGCCCUAGACGGCCUCCGCAUCCAUACCGACGAGCUCUCUGAAGUCUUCGCACGCAUGCAACCCGAAUCCCUCACCAUCGCCGUGCUAAUGGACAGCAUGGAUUGGUUCAACCCGACCGGCCCGGAAGCAGAUGCGCAGGUGAAGGUGGUGAAUAGCGCGCUCAAGCAAGGCGGACGAGUCCUCCUGCGCUCCGCUGGGCUGGACCCGUGGUAUAUUCGCGCUUUCGAGAGCAAUGGGUUCAGCUGUAAGAGAGUUGCUGCUCGCAUUCCUGUGGGCACUUGCACGGAUCGGGUGAAUAUGUAUGCUUCGACUUGGAUUUGCACCAAGGUUGCUUCGCUUGCAUAG
Messenger RNA from Neohortaea acidophila, 2493 nucleotides. RefSeq lists its product as uncharacterized. Bases 1 to 2493 code for a protein of 830 amino acids. NCBI's taxonomy places the organism in Eukaryota, Fungi, Ascomycota, Dothideomycetes, Mycosphaerellales, Teratosphaeriaceae. The transcript is spliced from 2 exons. The record is from RefSeq and is a predicted model, not a curated record.